Molecule: messenger RNA, 1602 nt
Organism: Monomorium pharaonis (pharaoh ant)
Lineage: Eukaryota; Metazoa; Arthropoda; Insecta; Hymenoptera; Formicidae
Exons: 4
Coding region: 555-1190 (211 amino acids)
Source: RefSeq, a predicted model, not a curated record
AAAAAAUUAAAGUUCCACAUUAUUCCAGGAUAUCUAUAAUUAGAAAAGAAAUAAAAAGAAACUACAAUAAUAAUGGGUCACUAUGACUAUGAUGAGUAUAGAGACUAUGAAGAGAAUAGUAAUGAAAAAAGAACAAAACAAGCGAAUCGAAUAGUCAGUACAGCCUAUCUCGAGAUUUUCGAUUGGCUGUCGCUAAAGAGAGUGGGGUAUUACGGAGAGAAUUCGUAGUAGGAGGGUUGUUGAAUGAAUAGCGGAACGCUCAGCCUCCCGACGCACUCGGUCGCAACCCCGACAUCCAGCAAAUCGCGCGGCCGUACGGUCCCGUGUCUGAGCGUGUCCGCGAAAAAAACCACCCUGUAUCUGCUUCGAUCCGAGAGUGUUCCACGCCAAAGAAGCGGCGACAUAAAUCAAACGAACGAACGAACGAUACAGCGGUGUGUUUCGAGAAGAAAAAAAAAAGGCUGCGCGUAUAAAUACAAUACCUCGGUGACGUUACGACGGUGAUUGAAAAUUAAUCAAACUACGUGCUCAAAUAUCGCGAAUACAGAAUUAAAAUGGAAACCAAAUUGCUUUUGAUGUUGAUACCAAACGCAUUGUGGGCGAUGACCGUCUAUGCAGCGCCCCUAUUAGACAUGAGGGACACUUGGAGUCGAGACGUUUUUACACCUAUAAUCAAGGCAGUGUGCUCCUCCGAUGGACAAUGUUGGGAAUUGCUACCAAUGUCACAAACGUACGAUGGCAACGUUAUACUAAAAGAAGACGGCGACACUUCCAGAUUGCAAUCUCAGCGUCACAUUACAGGACCGGUAUCCGAAUUCGUGUUAAGAUCAUGGAGGGAUGAUACAUUGAAAAAACCAGGACGGGAAAUUCGAGCAUCUUCGUCAACAAACAAGCAAAUGCCUACUAAAAUCAUGAAGAAAGAUGUAUUCGUAUCUCGCAGUUGGGGCGCCGGCGGUAUGCCUUUCUCUGUUUUGUACAUGAAUCCGCAUAGCUCGAGAUCAAAUCACGCAACAUUGACAUUCCAUCGACAAGAUUCGAGUACGACAACCGAGAGUUCCACAUCGUUCGCGAAACAUCCCAAUUCACGCGUCGGUUCACGAAGCGGUCAAACUACUGUACAACCAAGAAAACAAUAUUGGACCAUACCACAACUAUUUAUAUCAUAUGGUUGGGGUUCUUUUGGAAAAUAAAAACGAGUAUACGACUAUAUACGAUUCUUAAGAUAUGAUCUAUAUCAUCUCAAAAAAAUAAGACAUAAAGUGAGAAAGGAGAUAAAUUGAUCUUUGCAAUGUAUGUAAUCAUAACAGCAAAUGCAGAACAAUUGUCAAUUUUUGUUGCAAUUACGUAUUAAUUCGUUCUAAUAUUUUUCUAAUUUGUUCUAAUAUUCGUUCUAAUAUGUAAAAAAUUGUAAUUUACAUUUCUUUCUCUCUCUUUUCACGUAGAGUCUUCUUCACCAUAAUAAAGUUUCCAUUUAAAUAAAUAGAUAAACAUAUAAAAUAAACGCUAGAGCGUUGAAAAACUAUAAGAUGUGUAUUAUAAUCGAAAAAAAAAUAUCUUUUUGUUUUUUGCAUAUCAUAUAUUUGUGUGUGUGUGUGUGGUGUA